CGUCCUUUCGAGUUCUGGGGCAUUCCUCACUUCAUCGACGCCCAUCAUGAAGUUCACAGUCGUCACUCUGCUCAUUGGCGCUGCUGCAGCUAGCCAAGGACCAUAUCGUGUCUUCGAAGAGCUCUCUUCUGCUCCGGAGCCAUGGGUCCUGAAGGAUGACGCUGCCAAGGUCGAUCAGGACUUGAGCUUCAAGCUGCGCAUCCAUCUCAAGAACCGCAACGUUGCUGCUUUCCAGCAACAGGUCCUCGAUGUCAGCACUCCUGGUCACGCCUCAUACGGUCGUCAUUUCAGCAGCAAGGAGAUCAAUUCCAUGAUCGCCCCUUCUGAGGAAGCCUUUGCCAACGUCCUCGGUUGGCUCGAGUCGUACAAUCUCACUUCGAAGGCGACUGUCGAGAGUGGUUGGAUCGUGAUUGACUCCACUGUUGGCGAAGUCGAGACCCUCCUCGAAACCAAAUACCAGAUCUUCGAGAACACCGAGACUGGAAAGAAGGCUGCCCGCACUCUUGCAUACAGUCUUCCCGCUGAGUUGCACGCCUACGUCGACAUUGUCGCACCAACCAUCAAGUUCAGUGCUCCAAAGCCUCAACUCUCAACAAUCGUCAAGGGCUUCGAAGCGCCAAAGAACCUGAAAGUCGUUGGAACAGCUGCCGACAUCCAUGAUGGCCUUGACGUCGUCGCUUGCAACACCACGAUCACAGUGGACUGCAUCCAAGCACUCUACAAGUUCAAGCACUUCCGAGGAUCUCGCCGAAAUGGAAACCAAAUUGGUCUUGCUGGUUUCCUCGAGGAGUAUGCUCAACACGAUGACUUCCAGCAGUUUCUCACCACCUACGUGCCUGAUGCUUACGGUGUUGACUUUGAAGAAGUGCUGAUCAACGGCGGACUCAAUACUCAAGACGCAACUGGGGGCCCUCAGAACAUCGUCGAGGCAAACCUCGAUAUCCAGUACGGUGCUGGACUCGCCUACCCAACUCCCUCCAUCUACUUCUCGACUGGCGGACGUCCUCCUGAGACUGUUGACUACGAAUUGGACAACGAGCCCUACCUGGAAUUCCUCACCUAUCUCUUGGCCAUGAAGAAGAUUCCUCAAACGAUCUCGAUCUCGUAUGGAGACAACGAGUGGGGUGUUCCAGCUUCAUAUGCCCAUACUGUCUGUGAUUUGUUCGCUCAAGUUGCAGCUCGAGGUGUGACAGUCCUGGCAUCCAGUGGUGACUCCGGAUCAGGAGACAAUUGCACCAGCACCAACCCAAACAAGCUUCUUUAUACACCAGCAUUCCCCGCUUCAUGCCCAUGGGUAACUGCUGUCGGUGCCACCCGAUACGUCGCACCUGAAUUGGCCGUCUCUUUCUCUGGUGGUGGAUUCUCCGAUUUCUUCCCUCGCCCAGCUUGGCAAAACGCCGACGUCUCCUCCUGGUUGUCCACCAAAGCCGACCCAGCAUAUACCAAAUACUUCAACGUUUCUGGUCGUGCGUACCCCGAUAUUUCCGCUCAGGGUGUCUACUUCCACACCAUUCUGGAAGGCGAAGAUGGUUUGGUCUCGGGAACCAGUGCAUCUGCACCAGCUUUCGCGGCCGUCGUUGCAUUGCUCAACAGUGACCGUAUCUCCAAUGGUCUCGCUCCAUUUGGAUUCUUGAAUCCGUGGUUGUACACUGUCGGCAAGAGUGGACUGACGGAUAUCGUGGCCGGAAAGGGACGAGGAUGUAGUCAGAUUCCUGGAUCAGGAUUCCCAGCUGUUGUGGGAUGGGAUCCAGUCACUGGAUUGGGUACGCCUGAUUUCAAGAAGUUGAGACUUGCUAGUACUGGUAUUGCCAGCUAGAUAUCUUGAUGAGUUGGAGUCUGGGAGAAAGAGAUUUGCUGAGGUCAAAAGUCAUCUGGGAGGAAGUUUGAGACGUGUCUGUACUAGUCAGAUACAAUACAGAUAAUUC
Molecule: messenger RNA, 1925 nt
Organism: Cadophora gregata
Lineage: Eukaryota; Fungi; Ascomycota; Leotiomycetes; Helotiales; Ploettnerulaceae
Product: vesicle formation at the endoplasmic reticulum
Exons: 1
Coding region: 47-1816 (589 amino acids)
Biological process (GO): proteolysis
Molecular function (GO): serine-type endopeptidase activity; tripeptidyl-peptidase activity
Source: RefSeq, a predicted model, not a curated record